Exaiptasia diaphana is the source of this 427-nucleotide messenger RNA. RefSeq lists its product as uncharacterized. The record is from RefSeq and is a predicted model, not a curated record. The transcript is spliced from 2 exons. NCBI's taxonomy places the organism in Eukaryota, Metazoa, Cnidaria, Anthozoa, Actiniaria, Aiptasiidae. The coding region runs from base 36 to 359 and encodes 107 amino acids.
ACARUCUCUGCUAUACACUCAAUAAUGACAAUAAUAUGCCGAUCUUGAGUGAUAUUCAGGGAUCUACAGGAGGACUGUACCUUCUGCUGAAGAACCGACCUGAGCGAUACUUCUAUCCAAAAUAUACACAGGGCUACAAAGUGUACAUCCACGAAAGGGGCACUGGAUUAGGGGACUCUGAAAUUCCCAGCCCGCCUGGUAGUAUAACAAAGAUUUCAAUCCAGAAAGAGCAGUAUCAGCUACUGGAAAAAGGAAAUGGCGGAAAGUGCGAGAAAAGAAGUCUUAAGAGCGGUUUUCCGAGACCGUCAAGCAAGGUUGGUAAAAUGAGAAAAUUCAAAAUCCUUCAAACUUUGUCAUAAAAUUGCAUUUGGUGAGCUGGUCAUGCUGUGUGAGUUUGGUUUCAAUCGGGAUAAUAUUCGGGAAGAAA